CAGUGACAUAUUUUAAGAUCGAGCAGUGCUAGUUGCUUUCAGUUAAAACAGGUCAAACAUGCAUUUUAGUCUAGGACUAGUCUUAGGCCUUGGCCUGUGACCUCAGACCACAGGAAACAGCCUUAUUUGGAAGAAAAUAAAAUAGCCCUCUGUCUCGACUCUUCUCUUAACCAGUGUUUUAAUAAUAGCAUGGUGAUUUGAUGCUCACUCAGAAUCCUAACGAACAGUGCUUUUGUAUUUCUCUCAGUCUCUCACAUUUUAAAUGGUGUAGACCUUUUUCAUCCAGUCCACUUCUUUUCUAAUGAGUCUUCAUUAAGAAGGGCAAACUCAGGAACGUGAUGGGACCUCUACUACUUAAAUUGCUUUUACAAGCUGUUAUUCUGUCCGAUGCUUUGGCAUGGAGAGUGACAAUGCCAAAAAGCAUUCGUGGCCUCCAAGGUUCCUGUCUGGUUAUACCAUGUUCUUUCUCUUACUAUUCAUACCCACCCGAAAACCCACGUAGAGUUGUGUGGUAUCAGUGGGUCUCUAGAGGUUAUCCUUUAGUUUAUGAUCCAUGGUAUCCAAAUCAUGUCAUUGAUAAGUUUAAACGAAAAACUUCUUUAUAUGGAAACCCAUCAAAUUGGGAUUGCAGUCUGCUGAUUACAAACCUGGAACAGUCUCACCAUGGAGAGAAAAUAUAUGCAUGGAUUGACCCUGAAAAUGUUGGGUGGCGCACCUACGCAUUUUAUGAUGUCACCUCUACAAUCCUUGUCGAUGCAAGUCCACAGCCACCCAGCAUUAUUAUUUAUGGAGGUGACAGGACGGGUGACACCAUCACAGUAGCAUGUUCGACUUUCCACUCGUGUCCAUACAGCAAACCAAACAUCAUUCUGAAGGGUAUAGAAGGAUCUGACCAAAUAAAUGAUGAGGACAUUAAUGAUGGCCUGUGGAAAAUCACUCUGACACGCACAGGUGUCGUAAAGGCAGAAAGUUCAACUAUUGAGUGUUCUGUAACACAUCAUGGUGUUGAAACAGUGACAAUUAAAAAGGACAAAAGCGCACAAUGUGUUCAUCAUAAAAUAACGAUUGAUCCUGAACUGGCAGAUGUCACUGAGGGCGUUGCAAAGAACUUCACUUGUUCCGUCUAUCACUCCUGCCAGAAAGAGACUCCAACCAUCACGUGGAACUAUGAGAACAUGCAGGUCUCAACAAGGAGCAAAACACUUUCCGGUUUAAAUAAGGUCAGCUAUUCCAACAUAACCUUUCUGGGUUCAAAAGAAGACCAUGGAAAGAAAUUGAUAUGUACUGCAAAAUUUUCUGGAGGAAACAUCGAAGCUUCUGUUGCACUACAUGUACGCCCGUAUCAAAAACCAGCGAGUCCAAUCCAGAAUGAAACUUAUUUUCAGUAUGAGGCAGAUGUGAUACCCAAGAUCACUGCGUUGCCUCGUUCCUGUGUGGUAAUACCGUGCAGUUUCAAGAUGGAAGAAGAAUAUGCCACUCGACUUCGUGUUCUUUGGGUCACCAAAAAAGGUGGCUACAUGUUCCACACAGACUCACAUGACGUCUUAGACAACUUUAAAGGCCGCACAAGGCUUCUUGGAAACCCAGAUGAGCAGAACUGUACUGUGGAGAUGGAUAAUGUGCAAACUCAUGAUAAUGGGCCAUUCUGCUUUAAAGCAGAAAAAGAAAAUGAGAAAUACAGUUUCAACAACAGCUGUGUGUUCAUUAUAAUGCAAGCAUCUGACAAACCUGUGAUGUCGUCCCUCCCUGAAGACAUCGAGCCCGGGACACGCAUCACCGUCAAAUGUUCAGUCAACCACACAUGCUCCUCUCACCCUCCCAAAAUUACCUGGAGUGUCCCAACAGCCCGAGAAACUAUCAUUCACAAUCACAUGGGUGGAGGCGUCUGGGAAACAGUGUCCACUGUAAUCUUCAUUCCAACUGGAUAUGAAGAAAAAGAUGAAAUUGUCUGCAGUGCCAACUUUUGGGGUGGUAAAACUCAACAGAACAAUACUGCCUUCCUGAGUGUUAAGAGCGUUCAAGACAUUGGAUUUGGGCCUUAUAUCAUUGCUUCUUCACUUGUGUUCAUCCUUAUUUGCAUACUUGCUGGAGUCUUCAUAUAUAAAAGGCAACACAGACAACCUCUUCGUGAUAUGCAAGGGUCACGAUCUGAGCUAAGGAGAUCAGUUUGGAACAGAUUCACAAGUCAUUUUAAUAUGCCUGAAGGAAGAGCAGCUUGGAAUAACAGGGGAAACAGGAGCGAUAUCAGGUACACUGAAAAUGCUCCUGAAAGACCACCGAAGCCUGAACAAAGACGGAGCAUCUGGAGCCGAUUUUCUAGAAACCAAUCACCCAGAACCAAUGCAAAUCUGAGAGCUGAAUACAUGGCAAACAACACAUGUACAGUGUCAGGAAACAAACCUUUCUCCAAACCUCAUAUGCCAUCACCAAAGAGUGAGCCAAAACUCUACCGUGGUUAUGAUUAUGAUGCUGAUAACACCAACCUAUAUGGAAAUGUCUGAUGAAAAUGGGCUGUAUCCUAGAACAUGUGCUCUGAAUUUCAGUCCAGUUCGUAUUAUUUCCCCAUCCUGUUCCACCUAUUUUCUCUCUCAAUCUGUUUAAUAUUGUUUUUUUAAAUCACAACAAUGUAAAACUGAUAUGAAAAACAAACAAAAAAGCUUCUGAAUAUAAAAAAAGCUAUAAUCUUAUGCUGCGUGAAGAGUGUAAUGAAAAAAAUAUUAAAUACAUAAAGUUUCUGAGUCUGUAGUUUGCAUUGACUUUAACAUGCUUUUACGCCUUCAUACAUCAUUCUGUAGGUGAGUCUCUCUUGGCAUUCCAACUACCAUAAAAAAAAGAAAAAAGAAAAAAAAAAAAUCGUAAUCAAUCCACAAAUCAUAUACCUUGUGUUUUAAAGUCAAAUAAAUGUUUUUGUGAAAUGUAUUAGUUGACAAUUAUGCCUGUGCUAUCUUUAAAAUAAUGAAAAAUGCAUGUGGCUUAAGCGUUCACAGUAUUUUUUUGUCUCAGAUCUUGAUUGUAUACACUUAUUAUUCCCAUAUUUGUCUGCUAGAAAUUCAAGUAGUUACGAUAUCUAAAGAGAAAUUUCCAUUGUUAGGAUGUGCUUGACAAAACAUUGUAUUGCCUGCUAUCAACAUUUCAUCUGCUUCAUGUGCAAUAAAGUUUAAAAAAACAAACAAAACAAAAAAACUAGGGAUGUCAAGGUUUUUUUUUUCUUUUUUCUUUUUUUCUUCAGAUCCAGUCUGUCAAUUAAUAUUAAACAUCUGCUGAUACCAAGUUGAAUUGAGUUGAUCUGAUGACAGCUAGUUUAGAGAGGGAGUGAAGGAUAAUGUAUGUCUUUUUGAUAAAAUAUGUUAUUAAAGGAG
Megalobrama amblycephala (Wuchang bream) is the source of this 3359-nucleotide messenger RNA. Its product is annotated as Schwann cell myelin protein-like. The coding region runs from base 339 to 2501 and encodes 720 amino acids. The record is from RefSeq and is a predicted model, not a curated record. Lineage: Eukaryota; Metazoa; Chordata; Actinopteri; Cypriniformes; Xenocyprididae. The transcript is spliced from 18 exons.